GGGUUUCAUCACAAUCUGUUCAUCCAAAAGAAAAAAAACAAAGGGAAAAACCCGGAAAAAAAUGCAGAGAAUUCGAAACCCGAGUUUCCUCGUUCUCUUGUUUUGCUUUCUUGAAUUUUCCGGUAGUUUUCCGGUCGAAGCCGCCGUCAAGAAGUACCAGUUCGAUGUUCAAGUGAAUAACGUAAGCCGGUUAUGCCACGCUAAACCGAUCGUAACGGUUAACGGAAUGUUUCCCGGUCCAACGAUUUACGCAAGAGAGGGAGACCGAGUCAUCGUCAACGUCACCAACCAUGCACAAUACAACAUGUCUAUCCAUUGGCACGGAUUGAAACAAUACCGGAACGGUUGGGCCGACGGACCGGCCUACAUAACGCAAUGUCCGAUUCAGACCGGUCACAGUUACGUUUACGACUUCAAUGUGACGGGACAACGAGGGACGUUAUGGUGGCACGCUCACAUACUGUGGCUACGAGCCACUGUUUACGGAGCCAUCGUCAUUAUGCCUAAACCGGAAAAACCGUUCCCGUUCCCGCAACCACACCUAGAAACCAACAUAAUCUUCGGGGAAUGGUGGAACGGUGAUAUUGAGACUCUUGUGAACCAGGCGAAUCAAUUAGGUUCGCCUCCUCCAGCCUCGGAUGCUCAUACCAUCAACGGGAAGCCCGGACCGCUCUUCCCGUGUUCUGAGAAACAUACAUUUGCAUUGGAGGUCGAGGCGGGUAAAACGUACCUUCUGAGGAUCAUAAACGCAGCUUUGAACGACGAGCUCUUCUUCGCGGUCGCGGGCCACGACAUGACCGUUGUUGAGAUCGACGCGGUUUACACCAAACCGUUCAUAACCAAAGCCAUCCUUCUUGGUCCAGGUCAGACCACAAACGUUUUGGUUAACGCUAACCGGCCUCCAAACCGGUAUUUCAUGGCGGCGAGACCGUUCAUGGACGCUCCCGUACCGAUUGACAACAAAACUGUGACUGCUAUUCUUCAAUACAAAGGCGUUCCGAAUACUGUCUUACCGGUUUUUCCCAACCUACCCGCACCAAACGAUACGACUUUCGCCUUAGGUUAUAACAGCAAGCUCAGGAGCCUUAACUCGGCUAGUUUCCCGGCAAAUGUACCUUUGAAAGUAGACCGUCAAUUAUUCUACACCAUCGGAUUAGGGACAAACCCUUGCCCGAGCUGUGUGAAUGGGACGAAGCUCGUGGCCUCGUUGAACAAUGUAACAUUCAUUAUGCCGAAGACAGCUCUGUUGCAGGCUCAUUACUUCAACAUUUCAGGCGUUUUCAGGACUGAUUUCCCGGACCGCCCUCCAAAACCGUUCAAUUACACGGGCGCUCCUCUAACGGCUAACCUCGGGACCUCGCUAGGAACGAGGCUGAGUCGGGUCGAGUUCAAUACGACGAUUGAGCUGAUUUUGCAGGACACGAAUCUUCUAACUGUGGAGUCACACCCAUUCCAUCUCCACGGGUACAACUUCUUCGUCGUUGGGACCGGAGUAGGAAAUUUCGAUCCCAAGAAAGACCCGGCUAAGUUCAAUCUCGUCGACCCGCCCGAGAGAAAUACAGUCGGAGUCCCGACCGGGGGAUGGACCGCCAUCCGAUUCAGAGCCGACAAUCCGGGUGUCUGGUUCAUGCAUUGUCAUCUGGAAGUCCAUACGAUGUGGGGACUGAAGAUGGCUUUCGUCGUUGAGAACGGAAAGACACCGGAGGAAUCUGUUCUUCCGCCGCCAAAGGGCCUUCCUCGGUGCUAGAAUCCCGACCAAACGGAGUCCACAGAUUUCUUCUUUCUCUGUGUUUGAUCAGUUUCUGCAUAUGUUUCCUGCAACUUUCACCUGCAGAAUCUGGCAGAUGAUUGUUCUUCUUUCGCGAUUGGUAUUUCCUGUAAUGAUUUGUGUAUGAGAUUGUUUGUCGGAUCGUACAAGAUCCCAAAAAUGUAUAAUAAUCAAUACAGGGGAGGUGAAUGGAUAGGCUCAUUUUUAAGAUUUAAA
This is a messenger RNA of Tarenaya hassleriana, 1984 nucleotides long. RefSeq names its product laccase-11-like. Gene Ontology annotation, cellular component: apoplast. Gene Ontology annotation, biological process: lignin catabolic process. The record is from RefSeq and is a predicted model, not a curated record. Gene Ontology annotation, molecular function: copper ion binding; hydroquinone:oxygen oxidoreductase activity. The coding region runs from base 62 to 1747 and encodes 561 amino acids. The transcript has 7 exons. NCBI's taxonomy places the organism in Eukaryota, Viridiplantae, Streptophyta, Magnoliopsida, Brassicales, Cleomaceae.